Molecule: messenger RNA, 1735 nt
Organism: Photinus pyralis (common eastern firefly)
Lineage: Eukaryota; Metazoa; Arthropoda; Insecta; Coleoptera; Lampyridae
Exons: 2
Coding region: 113-1555 (480 amino acids)
Source: RefSeq, a predicted model, not a curated record
AGUACACCUUAAUCAAAAUCUAAAUAUCAUUCGUGUAUCUCCGCAUGUAGCAAGUGGUUCUACGUGUCUAUAUCGGUUGGCAUAUAAUAAAAAAGGCGAUCGCUUAUUUAAGAUGAUUGUCAGGAUGAUCAACCGCUUUUUGAUACUUUUUCUUACAAUCGAGAGAGUAGCGCAUCUUCAAAUAAUGGAACGGCAGCUAUUAUCACCGCUCGACGAAUACGCAUGCGUCGCCAGUUUAAAGUUUUACUUGAAAACGGAAUUGCUUAUGGAAUUUUUCACAAAACUGGCCCUGAAUGAAACUAUCUGCCCAAUAAGUAAUUGUUCUGUGACGUUAGCUGAUGUAACGGAUGCAGCUGAAUUAUCCAAGCUGUCUACCAAUGUUUUAGCAAAGGGCAGCGAAAGUCUCAAUUUAAAUGACACUCGCCUGUACGAAGCUGUUAUGAAAUGUAACAUGACAGUGAAGUCUACCUUAUACUACUUUCAAUUAUUUGAUAUGACUUUUUCUGAAAUUUACAACAAGUUUGUAAACAGUCUGACGGCUCCAGAAGAAAUGGUGCAAAGUUCCUUAAAAGCGAUUAAUGUCAGUCUACCCGACUUUAUGGCAGCUGUGGCUUAUGGAAACGAUAAGAACCGCCUUACAAUUUUAUCUAAGGGUAACUACUCUUUAAAUAAUGUCAAUGCAAUUUUGAAUAUAACAAGAAAAAAUUUUACCGAAAUAAUAAGCUGUAUACCGCUGAACAAGAUUUUACAGAACUUGAGUAAAGUAAACUCCACGAAACUGCAAAAUUUCGUUAUCGAUGCUGGAAUUACAAGUAACAAAUCAAUUAGUUUCUUCAAACAAUUUAAUAUAUCACUUACUACUUUCUUAAAACGUCAACAGUUUGCCGAUAUUGUGGAUGAUAUAUAUAAAUCGCUCAAUAAGGAGGAAGCUUUAGGAGUCUUUGUAGCGAGACAAGUGGCUAUAACUGUGAAGAGAGCGAUUACUGUAGAUUCUUUCUUAAGAAACGCCAGUGAUUUUCUAGGAAAUUACUCCCAAUUAUUUUUAGAGAGUGUAGCAAAUCCUUUGAAUAAAUAUCAAGUGAAGAGAAUUGCAGUCUCCUCCAAUCACUAUUCAAGAGAAGUUGCGCACAUAUACAGCGCUACUCCGUUUCUUGGGAAGUUGGUCAACAUUUCUUCGACUCAAAAUCUAUCCAGGUUGACCAAUUGCACAUACGUAUCCAAAUUGCCUGGAGGUGGCCUAUUCGUUGAAAACAUAACUGAUGCCCAUGUGGACAAAGUAACCUUUACCGCUAUUAAAUCGAGCAAGACCACCUACAAUUUAGGAAGCCCCUUAUUUUGCAAGAGCUUAUUGUAUGGAUUAGCUAUUGAAAAUUAUCCGAAGUAUAUCAAGUUUACAUCUUUCGAGGUCAAUAGUACCAUUAAACCCAUCCUGCCUGGUCCUAAUGAAGUGUCAACCACUCCUUCAGCAACUACCAAAUCAUCGGAAAGCUCAAGCAACAGUAACCGAAUUAUUUUAAGCCUGAUAUUGAUAACUACAAGUAUUUUACAGUUGUAAUGUUAUAGCAGUUUAGAAAUUUUAUUAGUGUAUUCCAGUAUUGCAAAUAGUUUGGUUCCGGUGAACUUUUACUGUAAUGAGUAUAUAAUGAGAUGUAUAAUUAUUCUAAUAGUUGUUUUUCUCUUAACUGUGUAUAUCGUGUAUGCAAAAAUAUAUGAUUUGUUUUUCGAGUGUGUCGUA